CGACAUGACCACUGACAUAAAUAAUGAGCGGUUGAACCGAUUCACAAAACUGAAUCGAUCCGAUCACCAACUCACCGAAUAUUCAACCAAAAAGGAGUCCUACUCUAAUAAACCUAGCACCGCAGCAUGAGCUGAUAGUAACUCGAUUUGGAGCAAAACAAAUGACUUUACUGAAGAGGCAAAAAGUACUAAAGGGCAGAUGGCUAAAAGCAGAUUUAAAAUUCUUCUUGCUCUAAUAUGUAUCUCUAUUACUUCAACGCUGAUUUUGGCAUAUAAUAGUGGUUAUCCACUUUACCAAUAUUUGACUGCUUUCUAUAAUACACAAAGAAUCACAGAAGCUUUAAAUUCAAUAACGCCAAUCAAAGACUCACAGCAUUUCAUGGUGUCUGCGUUUAUUGACCACAGACUGGACGGGGUCAUUCGAGUCAUCAGCAUAAUCAAAAGAAACAGUCUUCAACCACUUUACUGUGUUUACUGCAACGCCAAAGAAGUCUGCAAAACUGUUCACACUGAUGUCCAGAUACACGAAGACCAUUUUGGCUUCCCGUUUCACGUCUCAGAUGUGAUUUGUAAAGGUAAACACAUGCAAAAUGCAACACAUGUCCUUAUAUCAACUAAAGAUUCAGAUAACAAUGUUACGGAGUACCUGCCAAUAAAAAAUCGGGUCCAAUUGAACACCUUUAAGUAUGACUUCACAGUUUGCAUCUCCACCCUUUUUGGCAACUACAACAAUGUACUGCAGUUUGCUCAAGCGAUUGAGAUGUACAAGCUUCUGGGUGUACAGCAUGUGGUCAUCUAUAAAACUAGCUGUGGACCGGACUUGGAAAAGCUCUUAAAACAUUAUGAAACAGAAGGGAUGAUGGAGAUCGUUUCAUGGCCUAUCGAACAGUUUCUGAACCCGUCGUCAGGCUGGAACUUCCAGCAGCACAAGGGUGACGUCCAUUAUUAUGGUCAGUUGGCAACACUCAACGAGUGCAUUUACAGGCACAUGUACCAAUCCAAGUACGUUCUCCUGAAUGACAUUGAUGAAAUCAUCAUGCCUUACAAACAUGACAAUUUAUCAUCUCUUAUGAAGUACCUUGAGUCUGCUCAUCCCAGGGAAAGUGUAUUCAUUUUUGAGAGCCACGUAUUCCCCAAAUCACAGUUUGAGGAGAGUGGGAAGUUCAAACGAGCAGAAUGGAAGAAUAUUCCCGGUGUCAAUAUCAUGGAGCACAUCUACAGAGAACCUAAUCCAAAGAACACUUACAAUCCCACAAAGAUGAUUGUCAACCCAAGGAAUGUGCUGCAAACCUCAGUACAUUCCUCAUUGAAAAACUAUGGAUAUUUUCACCGUGUAGAAUUUCAUGUUUCUAGGAUGAUACAUGUGAGAGAACCAAUGGAGGUGAAUCUUACUAAAGAGGAACUGUUUGUGGACAAAAGAAUUUGGGACUUUGAGCAAAAACUGAUACCAAAUGUUGACCGGGCUUUGAAGCUUUCAGGUUUGUAAAAGCCUCACUGAUGACAUGAAGUAUUUUUAACAAAGAAGAUUCGAGGAAGCAUGUGGUAAAUAAACUGAUCCCAUUUUGUUUUCCUCCUUGUCAUCAUCCUAUUCUUGGCAGGUUUAAAUCUGCACCAGUAGUCUAGUCUGAAUAAAUGACAGUCACAUAUUGCAUGUUACA
This is a messenger RNA of Labeo rohita (rohu), 1658 nucleotides long. Its product is annotated as beta-1,4-galactosyltransferase galt-1-like. The record is from RefSeq and is a predicted model, not a curated record. The coding region runs from base 200 to 1486 and encodes 428 amino acids. The transcript has 3 exons. NCBI's taxonomy places the organism in Eukaryota, Metazoa, Chordata, Actinopteri, Cypriniformes, Cyprinidae.